GUAGGGUAGGGCGGGGCUAGUUGAUCCACGCACCAUGUUGUGGACUUCAAAAUGCGUAUCUACUUACAAGAGGACGACCGCACGUGGAGAGGCGACAAAAGAGUAGCUAUUUAAUGCAGCAAAAGCAGUUGAAGAUGAGGGAAAAAGUAUUAGAACCGCAGCAACUGAAUUUGGAAUUGAUCGAACGACACUGGGCCGAUAUAUAAAAAAAUUAAAGAGUGGAGAUGGACCAUACGAAGUAACAAUGGGAUAUGUUGCAUCUCGUCAAGUUUUUUCUUUAGAGCAAGAAGAAAUUCUUAAAGAUUACUGGCUCAGAUUGGCAUCUUUUUUUUAUGGACAAAUAUAAAUUUUCGCCAUCAAGAAUUUGGAACACAGACGAAACGGGCGUGUCUACAGUAACAAAACCUUCAAAAAUAGUAGCAGCUAAGGGAAAAAGAAACAUAGGUGCUGUUACUUCAGGAGAGCGUGGAACUAAUGUAACCCUAAUAACCGCCGUAUCAGCAAUAGGGAAUACAAUACCACCCAUGUUUGUCUUUCCCAGAAAAAAAUUUAAACCCUAUUUUAUUUCAAACGGUCCUGCAGAAUGCAUCGGUGCAGGAAAUGCAAGUGGUUGGGUGACUGAUUUAGAAUUUUAUGAUUUUAUGAAGCAUUUCGUUAAACACACAAGUCCUACUAAACAGUCUCCUGUUUUACUUUUACUGGACAAUCAUUCAUCACAUUUAUCAAUUGAGACCCGUAGAAUAUGCAAAGAACAACGAAGUGGUAAUGCUUUGAUUCCCAGCACACUGCACCCACAAACUUCAGCCACUGGACGUGUCAGUCUUCCGGCCUUUCAAGAAGAAUUUGGCUUCCGCCCAGGAUGCAUGGUUCGUAACAACCCCGGUCAGACAAUUAGCAUAUACGAAAUACCAAAAAUUGUUGCCACAGCUUUGCCAUUAGGAGCUACAAGUUCCAAUAUAAUAAAUGGAUUUUCAAAAACGGGUAUAUAUCCUUAUAAUCCUGAUAUAUUUUGUGAUACAGAUUUCGCGCCAUCAUAUAUGACUAAUCGUCCAGUUCCCGAAUCUAUAUCUCAGCCGCCGUCGACAGAAAAUAACAGCAUUUCUGCCAGCACUUCCCAAACCAUAGCUCCAGAAACACCUGAUGACAACGCCAUACCAUCUACAUCUACUGGAGUUUUUUCACCUGAAAGCUUGCGGCCUUUGUCUAAGGCAGGACCAAGAAAAACACAAAACCAGAGAAAGAAGAGAGCUUGCGCGAUUUUGACAGACACGCCAGAAAAAGAAGCACUUGCUGAAGAACAAAGCAAAAGGAAAAUGAAAAGUUCUGGUAAAGUAGACAAAAAGAAGAAAGAAGCUGCUAAAAAAGCUAUUUUAUAAGAUGUGUCUUACUCAGGUAAUACACUAUUGAAAACUAAAGAACGACGGUCCAAUAUUACUUCUUCACAUUCAGACGAUGGAAAGACUCUAGGAGUCGUUGCUCGAGAAAAAGAAAACAAGUUUUCCAAGAACAUAAAAUAGCAUAAAAUAAAUAAGAAAUCUUUUUCCCCAUUGCCAUCAUCUGAGUCUGAAGAUGAUGAAUGUUUAUGUCUGUUGUCCCUAGCAGCAUUUACAGAUAGUGUUCCGGGUGAAGAAUGGAUACAGUGUUCCAAUUGCAAAAAAUAGGCUCAUUUAAGGUGCACUCCGGGUACUAGUAUAUAUUAUAUGUGUAUAAAUGUGCGUAUGCUAGUUUAGUUUGUGUGGUUCAACUGGCCCCAUGUGUCGGUUCAAGUUGCCCCAUAUGUGGGGUAAGUUGAGUCAACUGUACCGGCAGCCAUAUUGCAGUCAUCUUUAUCUAAAUAAAACAAUAUUUCGUCAAAUUUAUUAAUUGCUUUUUAAAAACAAAUUUAUACAUCAAUAAUCCCUAGAAUGUUUAAUUAUUUAUAUUAAAUAAUAACAACAUGACCCUUCAUUUUUCCAAAUCCGGCUCAACUAGCCCCACCCUACCCUACAUAUGAUAUAAAACAUUAAACAAAAAUUUAGAAAACUUAAA
Messenger RNA from Anthonomus grandis grandis, 2028 nucleotides. RefSeq lists its product as uncharacterized. The transcript is spliced from 2 exons. Gene Ontology annotation, cellular component: nucleus. Gene Ontology annotation, molecular function: DNA binding. Lineage: Eukaryota; Metazoa; Arthropoda; Insecta; Coleoptera; Curculionidae. The record is from RefSeq and is a predicted model, not a curated record. Bases 333 to 1376 code for a protein of 347 amino acids.